CAGACCUGCUGCUCCUCCAGAACUCCUUCACACACAGGCGGCGCUCCGACAGGUCGCCCUUCGCCUCCUCAUCAUGUCCGCCGGCAGCAGAACUCUGGAGGAUCUGAGGAGCCUCCUCACGUCCUGCCAAGGAGCCGAUUCACAGCAGAGGGUGAAGUUCUACGACAGCUGGGCGGAGACCUACGAACAGGACCACAGCAUGAUGGACUACAGGGCUCCACACCAGGCAGUCCACUUCCUGUUUGAGAACUUCUCCGGGCAUCCCGAUGAAGUCCAGGUUCUUGAUGUGGCCUGUGGGUCUGGAUUAGUCGCUAACCUGAUGGUUGAACUGGGUUUCCAGCACUUUUUGGGCGUGGACGGCAGUCGAGGCAUGCUGGAUCAAGCCGCUAAGACCGGCCUCUACAAGGAGCUCAAACUGGCCUUACUGGGAACAGAGCCACUUCCUGCUCAGCCUGGUGUGUUUGACGUGGUGAUGAUCGUCGGCGCCCUACGAGACGGCUUCGUGCCGUUCUCCGUGGUCAGGGAGCUGUGCCUCGCCGCCGCACCAGGUGGAUACGUCUGCAUGUCCAGAAACGGCCUGGAAUCGGAGUCUGGAAACCAGUACAAGGUUUCUCUGGAGGCGGAGCUGCAGCUGAUGGAGGAGGAGGGUCUCUGGAGUCAUGUGGCCACCAAAGAGACGGACCGGUACAUGAUCGACAUGUACAGCAACUGUGACCAUGUGCAGAAGGACAAGUACCUCCAUGGGACCAUGUACCUCUACAGGAAGUUCCUCCUGUAGUCCUUCUGGGCCGGGUCCACCUGGAGCAGGAAGUUCCUCCUGUAGUCCUUUUGGGCCGGGUCCAACUGGAGCAGGAAGUCCCUCCUGUAGUCCUUCUGGGCCGGGUCCACCUGGAGCAGGAAGUUCCUCCUGUAGUCCUUCUGGGCCCGGUCCACCUGGAGCAGGAAGUCCCUCCUGUAGUCCUUCUGGGCCGGUUCCACCUGGAGCAGGAAGUCCCUCCUGUAGUCCUUCUGGGCCGGGUCCACCUGGAGCAGGAAGUCCCUCCUGUAGUCCUUCUGGGCCUGGUCCACCUGGAGCAGGAAGUCCCUUCUGUAGUCCUUCUGGGCUGUGAAACUCAAUAAAUGAAGAACGUCA
Molecule: messenger RNA, 1132 nt
Organism: Pseudoliparis swirei
Lineage: Eukaryota; Metazoa; Chordata; Actinopteri; Perciformes; Liparidae
Product: methyltransferase-like protein 27
Exons: 6
Coding region: 74-778 (234 amino acids)
Source: RefSeq, a predicted model, not a curated record